UAACUGCCAGCGGGUUGUUCCGGUAUCAGGGCUGUUCGCUCCCCAGACUUCAGCUGCUCCCUCUCCGUCAUGGCUGCUCCUCUCCGCGCGGUGGUCUCCGCUCAGUGGCUCGCUGACGCCAUCAAAAGCAAACUUAUCGGCCCUAAACUCCGCAUCCUGGACGGCUCCUGGUACCUACCGAAGAGCAAGCGGAACACCAGAGAGGAGUUCAACCAGAAGCACAUCCCCGGAGCCUCGUUUUUCGACAUAGAUGACUGCUGCGAUAAGAGCUCCCAGUAUGACCACAUGCUGCCGACCUCCAGCGACUUCUCCCGGUAUGUGGGAGACCUCGGCAUCGGGAACGACACCCAUGUUAUCGUCUACGACACCAGCGACAUGGGUUCGUUCAGCGCCCCCAGAGUGUGGUGGAUGUUCCGGGUGUUCGGGCACGGCUCGGUGUCGGUGCUGGACGGAGGGUUGAAGAACUGGCUGGCUGAGGGUCACCCGGUGACCUCCGACUGCAGCAAGCCGGAGCGGAGAGACUUCCAGGCGGAGCUCAAUCAGUCCUGGGUGAAGAGCUUUGAAGAUGUGAUGGAGAACAUCAAGACCAAGAAGGUCCAGGUGGUGGAUGCAAGGUCUGCUGGCAGGUUCAGAGGAACUGACCCGGAACCCAGAGAAGAUAUACAGUCUGGACAUUUUCCCGGAGCGAUCAACAUGCCCUACACAACUUUCCUGGAUUCUUCUGGAAAGCAUCACAACACUGAGGCUCUGACCAAGCUCUUUAAAGAUGCUGGAGUGGACCUGGAGAAGCCCAUCUGGGCCUCAUGUGGUUCCGGAGUCACUGCGUGCCACAUUCUUCUGGCUGCCGACCGACUGGGGCGCGCUGAUCUUUUUCUCUAUGAUGGCGCCUGGGUUGAAUGGUUCAAAAGGGCCUCUCCAGAUUUGAUCAUUUCUGAGGGGAAGGGGAAGAAGGAAUAAAGUGGAUUUGGGAUAAGUUUUCUAUACAUAUAAUCUGUUCUGUUUCCAUUUAAUCGAGUGUCAUGGAAAGGAAGAAUAUUACACUACUUGAUAAAAGCUCACAUAUAGUGAUGUAUGAUUCAACUUUGAUUCUGAAGUGAUUAAAAAUAAAAUGUUAUCUCUUCAUGCAA
Cyprinodon tularosa is the source of this 1127-nucleotide messenger RNA. Its product is annotated as 3-mercaptopyruvate sulfurtransferase-like. NCBI's taxonomy places the organism in Eukaryota, Metazoa, Chordata, Actinopteri, Cyprinodontiformes, Cyprinodontidae. The coding region runs from base 70 to 957 and encodes 295 amino acids. The record is from RefSeq and is a predicted model, not a curated record. Gene Ontology annotation, molecular function: thiosulfate-cyanide sulfurtransferase activity. Gene Ontology annotation, biological process: transsulfuration. Gene Ontology annotation, cellular component: mitochondrion. The transcript is spliced from 2 exons.